AUGACAUCAUUUGGAGGAGAUAGUGAGUCACUUCAAUUAACGCUGUGGGAGCCAUUACGCUUUCGUAGUGAGGUUGAGGAGCAAACGCGUAAUGAGCAAACGCGUAAUGAUGAGGAAAACCAGCCACCAAUGCAACCGCUGAGUAUGUAUUUUAGUCCAAAUCAGUACAACAAAGCAAUAAAGUUAGGUACUUGGUGUUGGAUCCACAAAGCAGUGGAGAAUCUGGAGUCGCCGUCACUGAGACUGAGACCCGAGGAGCUAAGAUGGUUUAGUGAGCAUCCUCAAUUCAAGCACUUCUGGCAUAUGCACAAGGUCAUGUAUUUGGAUACAACCCAUAAGACUCAGGGGUUGUGGAUGCUACUUCUACGCACAGCAAAGACAAACAAGAGGAGAGAGUGUUGGUUUGUUGUGAAUGGAGUUCCAAUUCGGUUUUCGCUUAAGGAACAUGCACUCAUAUCUGGAUUAGACUGCCAUGAUUAUCCAAAGAAUUAUGAGAAGAUGGGCAGUAGUGAUUUUAAGGAGAAGUAUUUUAAGAAAAGAACUGUCCCUGCACUUGCUGUUGUUAAAGAGAAGCUUGAAAAGAUGUGUGGUGGUCCUGAUCGCUUAAGAAUGUGUGUUUUGUACUUUCUAGCAAGCGUGUUAGGUGGUAAGGCUAAGACUGGGAAGGGAGCUCCCUCGGUAGACCCUUUAUUCUUGAGGAUGGUAGAAGAUCUUGAUGCGUGUAGAACAUUUCCUUGGGGGAGGUAUUCAUUUGAUGCGAAUCUAAAGGAAAUUGAACAUACAUUGAGGCACUUCAAUGGGGUCGUCGAAACCGAUUCUUGGAAAUUUCCUGGCUUUGUUACUCCCUUGGAGUUGCUACCUUUUGAAGCAAUACCUUGUCUGAAGGACACAUACAGAGAAGAAGCUAAAGGAGCAGACAUAGAGUGUCCUCGGAUGUGUAAGACAAAGUUCAGACCAUUCACUCUCAAAGGAUUUCCUUUGUCGGACCUCUACGAAACACUCGGUAAUACCAAAGAUAUCCAGAGUAUCUUGGAACUAUCUGCUGAUGAUGAAGAUAUGUUAGCUGGUAUCAUGGAAAGGUAUGAAGACCCAGAUAACAGUGAUACAAUUCCUGAUACUUGGACGAGUCGUAUAAUUGAUGAUGGGAAGCCGAUAUUCUGGAAGGAUAUGAGCUUGGACGAUGAAAAAAACCGAGUUGAACCAGCGAAGAAUGCCUCCUCUAAAUCUCCAGCGUCGAGUGGGAUUGUGGACCAGAUUCAAGGGUUGAAGAAGAGUAUGGAUGAGCAGUUCCAACUAAUGAGAGACCAAAUCAAUGGCAUGGAUAUUAGAUUGAAGUCCGUUGAAUCUUAUGUGAAAGAGGCAAUUCGAAGUGAAUGUCUUAGAGAAGAGAAGGAAGGAGAAGAACAAGGUGAUGAAGGAGAAGAACAAAGUGAUGAAGGAGAAGAACAAGUCGAGGAAGGGGAGGUGCAGCAUGAGAAGAAGAAGAAGAAGAGUAGGAAUUAA
Molecule: messenger RNA, 1503 nt
Organism: Eutrema salsugineum
Lineage: Eukaryota; Viridiplantae; Streptophyta; Magnoliopsida; Brassicales; Brassicaceae
Exons: 2
Coding region: 1-1503 (500 amino acids)
Source: RefSeq, a predicted model, not a curated record